AUGGCUUUCCUCUUCAAUCGCAGCGCUCGGCCGCGCUCGCCGUCCGAUUUGGCCAAGGCCACGAGAGACCUCCUGUCAAAGUUAUGGGAGUUGCCCGAUUCACCCAAGCUAGAAGACGACAUUUCCAAGCAACUUGCUCAAAUGAAACUGAUUACACAAGGGACACCCGAAAUGGACAGUGCCCCCGCUCUUGUACGGUCUCUCUUUGAUUCGGUAAUACGGGAAGAUCUUCUGUUCGAAUUGGCCCAUAGCAUACGAAACCUACCGUUUGAAGCGCGCAAGGAUACACAAACUAUCGUCACACAUAUUCUACGUUACAAGCCGACCAAUGGGCCUGGAGACCCACCAGCAAUCGAUUAUAUUGUGCAUCAACGCCCGGAGGUUAUCAUCGAGCUCUGCCGGGGCUUUGAGGACCCGCAAAGUGCAUUGUCAUGCGCUUCAAUUCUAAAAGAGGCCGUGAAAUUCGACGUAAUUGCAGCUCUUAUUCUAUAUGAUCAGUCCAAUGAACAUGAACGCGCGGUUCGGCUUAACGACAUCAACGCCGAGCAACCUCAGACGGGGGAUGGCAUUUUCUGGAAGUUUUUUGAAUGGAUUGACAAGGGUAGCUUUGAAGUGAGCGCCGAUGCAUUUACUAUAUUCAGAGACCUUUUAACGCGCCACAAAACAUUGGUUGCCUCCUAUUUAUCCGCCAAUUAUAGCCUCUUCUUUGGCAAAUACCACAAAGUGCUCAUUCAAUCAGAUUCCUAUGUGACAAAGCGACAAAGCAUAAAAUUACUGGGGGAGAUCCUUCUUGAUCGCACCAAUUAUAAUGUCAUGACAGCGUAUGUUGAUAGCGGUGAUCACCUCAAGGCUUGCAUGAACCUCCUUCGGGAUGACCGAAAGAUGGUGCAAUAUGAGGGGUUUCACGUCUUCAAGGUCUUUGUUGCCAAUCCGAACAAAUCAGUGGCAGUGCAAAGAAUACUUAUAAAUAACCGGGACCGGCUUCUUAAGUUUUUGCCAAAAUUCCUGGAGGAUCGCACGGAUGACGACCAGUUUACGGAUGAGAAGGCCUUUCUUGUCCGCCAAAUCGAGCUUCUCCCCAGUGAACCAAUUGAGCCUAGCUAUGCGCCUACAUCGCGACCCAGUGUGAACGCAGCAGUAGCUUGA
Talaromyces atroroseus is the source of this 1146-nucleotide messenger RNA. Its product is annotated as Conidiophore development protein hymA. NCBI's taxonomy places the organism in Eukaryota, Fungi, Ascomycota, Eurotiomycetes, Eurotiales, Trichocomaceae. Gene Ontology annotation, molecular function: protein serine/threonine kinase activator activity. Gene Ontology annotation, biological process: intracellular signal transduction. The transcript is spliced from 5 exons. The record is from RefSeq and is a predicted model, not a curated record. Bases 1 to 1146 code for a protein of 381 amino acids.